This is a messenger RNA of Impatiens glandulifera, 1585 nucleotides long. Its product is annotated as putative protease Do-like 14. The record is from RefSeq and is a predicted model, not a curated record. Bases 465 to 1073 code for a protein of 202 amino acids. The transcript is spliced from 9 exons. Lineage: Eukaryota; Viridiplantae; Streptophyta; Magnoliopsida; Ericales; Balsaminaceae.
GAACGAAUCAAUUUCUGAGAUCUAGAACACCGAUCAAAAUAAUCUCCAACAUCUCUCGAUUCUAAUUCGGAAGAAGAAGCAGAAACAACAGUAACUCCAGGUUUCUUCCCCCAUUCUGCAAGACUGCAAAAGAGUGGAGCUUACAAGACCUUCAAACAUCCCCAGACAGUUUAUAUCCACCCAAGCUCUAGUAUAGCCCAGAUAUGAAGUGUUCUUUAGUUAGUGCCCAGUUGUCUCAAUUAUGAAUUCUCUAGACAAUGAUCUUCUGAUGGAGCAGCUUAUCUAGUCAAUUAGGUACCAUUAUCUAUGUCAACCAGGGAUAAGGAAAACAUAAUGGAUCACUUGUAAUAUUGAACCUGACAUACACCAUCUCUCUAUUGAUAGAAGAAAGCUUCCUAAUAGUUUUGUUGUGAGACUCUUCAAGAGAUCCCCAUUAUUGCUACAGAAACUGUCUUCGUCUGUUGAUGCGACAAGUGAAAUUGGUGGGAAAAAUGUUGAACUCGGAAGUUACUAUUCUGAAGAGGUUUCCUACAUCCAACAAAAGCUCUCUUCUUCGAUCUCUCGUUUUGUCUGCUUCUAUUGCUGCUGCUAAAUCCGGUCUUUAUUUUUAUUCAAACAUUGACACAGACCCAACAAGACCAUCCUUAUGGAUUUCUGUUAAUAUCCCAAAGCAUGAUCAUCCAUCUUGGUGGCCAUGGAGAACUUGGGGACCAAUGUUUCUUCAGCCCUCUUUUAAUUGCCUAGGAAAUGUGCCAUUGUUUUUCUCUAGGUCUGGAGGAGAUAUUCCACCACCCGCAGAUACGAGCAAAGAAGCUAAAGGUUAUAAUGGGUGCUUCAGUAGAGAUUCAAUUGCCAAUGUUGCUGCAAUAACUGGUCCUACUGUAGUUAAUUUGUCUGUCUCACAAGAUUUACACAGAGUUACCUUGGGAAAGAGUGUUGGUUCUGGCACCAUAAUGGAUUCUGAUAGUACUAUAUUGACGUGCGCUCAUUUGGUUGUGAGUCACCAUGGCUUGUCAACCAAAGUGGGGAAGGUUGAUGUAACAUUACAAGAUGGUAGGACAUUUGAAGGAUAAUUGAUCAACGCGGACUUGCAAUAAUAUUGCAAUAGUGAAGAUUGCCUCCAAAACCCUACUUUCAUCUGCAAAACUUGGCUCUUCAAGUAACCUUCGUCCUGGAGAUUGGGUGCUUGCAAUGGGGUGUCCUCUUUCCCUUCAGAAUAUUGUUACAGCUGGUAUUAUGAGGUAUUCUUAUUAAUCUUAACCAUUGUAGUUCACCAUUUGGCUUGCUGGUACUCUUUUUGAAGAUUUGUAAAAGCAACGACUUGGUUAUUGGAGGAAUGCGGAGGGAAUACUCACAUACUGAUUGUCCUCACUUUGAUGUCCAUCAAUUAUAUAUGAUUUGAUUACAGUUUUAAAGAGUUAAGAAACAUGUGUUUGAACAGGGUAAUUCAGUUGGACCUCUUGUGAGCAUUGAUGGUGAGGUUGUAGGUGUGAACAUUAUGAAAAUAAGGGCUGCUGAUGGAUUGAGCUUUUCUGUACAUUGAGUUGUGACAAUUAUUUAUUUAUUUGAUUAUGAUAUUAUUUUA